AGAACAGGAAUAUUUUGAACCAAACACUUUCCUUGUACUCAUGUGACUUGUGACUUUGCUUCUGCUCCCUUCUACUGUACUACUGUUACAGUUAUGGAGAAAUGCAGUUAUGGUUUGAAUAGUUGCAUGAAAUAAGAAGAUAAUGGAGGCCCUGAAAUGUAUCCAUCUGGCAAUGAAAGAAAUAGAAUAAUAAUAUGUAAAAACAGGAAAUAAUAUAUAAAAGCAUUAUAUUGAGACCGCAGCGCAAUUUGGUGAGGGGAAUGAAUAAUGGUAAUGGGGAUUUAAAGGAGAAAUAUUCCCCAUUUCUCAGAGUCCUUCACGUUCAUGUCACCGUGCAGGCAAUUUCCGAGAGAAUUUAAGAAUUGAGGGCCACAAUAUUGAUCCAGUGGCAUGUCAGGACCUCCAUCCAAGCCAAAUAUGGAGAAGAUGGAGUUAGAAACUUCGGAGGAGAAACAGACGAGGCUGAGGUCGAUCAAGAAGAAGGCCAUUAAUGCUUCCAACAAGUUCAGGCAUUCAUUUGUGAAAAAGGGGAGGAGAAACAGCAGAGUGAUAUCAGUUGUGUUGGAGGACGUACACGAUGCCCAGGAAGUCAAGGCAGUUGAUGCCUUUCGUCAAGCCCUUAUUCUCGAAGAAUUGCUCCCUGCAAAACACGACGAUUAUCAUAUGAUGCUAAGGUUUUUGAGGGCUAGGAAAUUCGACAUUGAGAAAACCAAGCAAAUGUGGACUGAUAUGCUCAAGUGGAGGAAGGAUUUUGGUUCUGACACAAUAGAAGAGGAUUUUGAUUUCAAGGAGAAGGACGAAGUGCUUCAAUACUAUCCUCAAGGGCAUCAUGGGGUUGACAAGGAUGGAAGGCCCGUGUACAUCGAGAGGCUCGGCCAAGUCGAUGCUGCAAAGAUCCUGCAAGUCACAACGAUGGAGCGCUAUCUCAAAUACCAUGUCCAGGAGUUCGAGAGGGCCAGCAAUGACAAAAUGCCAGCUUGUUCUAUCGCGGCCAAAAGGCAUAUUGAUCAGAGCACAACUAUUCUGGAUGUGCAAGGAGUGGGAUUGAAGAACCUCACCAAGUCAGCAAGGGAACUAAUCCAGGCCAUUCAGAAGAUCGAUGGUGACAAUUACCCUGAGACGUUGUGCCGUAUGUUCAUCAUCAAUGCUGGAUCUGGAUUUAGGCUUCUGUGGAAUACUAUCAAGUCAUUCCUUGACCCCAAGACCACUGCUAAGAUUAAUGUUCUUGGCAACAAGUACCAGAGCAAACUGCUAGAAAUCAUUGAUGCGAGUGAAUUGCCAGACUUCUUGGGGGGCACCUGUACUUGUGCAGAUAUGGGAGGAUGUAUGAGAUCUGAUAAGGGCCCAUGGAAUGACCCGGAAAUCAUGAAGAUGGUUCGCAAUGGCGAGCACAUGUGCUCACACAAGGUGCUCGUUCAAGCUGACGAGAAAACAAUCUCGGAGGAAGAGGGAAGUGCGAAUUCGAAGAAAACUGUUUCGUUCCAGUUGGAGAAUUCCAACAAGCUUUCCACGGUUCGGGAGGAACAGAUGAGCCAGCCUAAUAAGGCACAGGGCAAGGCUCUUGAUGCAGAUUGGCCUAAGGCAAAAGAUUGCAACUUUGAUGGUGCAGAAGGGUGUUACCCUGCCCAUUAUCCUAGCAGGGUGGAAGAAAGAACAAGCACGAAUUUUUUCUCGGGAAUGAUGGCCUUGGUGAUGAGCAUCGUCACCAUGGUUCGAAUGACGCGAAACCUGCCAAGGCAGCUGAUGACAGACGCCGCCAUGUCCAUGUACUCCCCGGGCCCGGGUGCUUAUCAGCUGCCGGAGCCUGGCAUCUCUGCGUCGGAGUAUAUGAGCAUGAUGAAGCGGCUGAGUGAGCUGGAGGAGAAGGUGGUUGUUCUCAGCAAGAAGAUGCCCUCCCUCCCACCCGAGAAGGAGGAAAUGCUGAACAAUGCAAUGAGCCGCGUUGAUUGCUUGGAGCAAGAGCUUUCUGCUACCCGAAAGGCUCUGGAGGAUGCUCUUGACCAUCAAAAAGAGCUUUUGGCGUACGUCGAGAAGAAGAAGAAGAAGAAAAGGAAGUUCUUUGGUUGCAGGCUCUAGAGGGAUAUAUAUGAUGCUCUUAACCAGAAGAAAAGGAAGUUCUUUGCAUUCUGAAAUAUAUGAAUCCUCCAGGGAAACUGAAACACAUCUAGUAGACAUUAUAAGUAUAUAGGAAGCAGAUGACUCCAUGCUCUCUCUCUCUCUCUCUCUCUCUCUCUCUCAGCCCCAGCAAGGCAGCAACAAUUGAUCAACUUUGUCGAUUUUGUAACCAACAACCUUAAUAACGCUGGGCUGUUCCUCGAACACUGUUGUUGUAUCAUGUAUGUAGCUUUGGUUUGAACCAGUUUUGGUUUCACAUGGACCAAAUAUGCUGUUUAUAUAUAUA
Molecule: messenger RNA, 2401 nt
Organism: Ipomoea nil (Japanese morning glory)
Lineage: Eukaryota; Viridiplantae; Streptophyta; Magnoliopsida; Solanales; Convolvulaceae
Product: phosphatidylinositol/phosphatidylcholine transfer protein SFH3-like
Exons: 13
Coding region: 391-2076 (561 amino acids)
Source: RefSeq, a predicted model, not a curated record